AUGCCUUCUGCCAAGGUCUUCACGGCCGUCCUGGCCGUUUUGGCCGUUCCCCUGGCCAGCGCCUCGCCUUGCCGUCCCAAGGUCACCACUAGCCUGACUGCCACCAGCACCGAGUCUGCUUCCAGCACCGAGUCUGCCAGCACUGACAGCACCGGCAAGGGAACCGACACCACUGCCACCAGCACCACUGCCUCCGAGACUGGCAGCACCACCAUUUCUGUGUCUACCACCGAGACUCAGUCCAGCGAGACCCAGUCCAGCAGCACCGUCUCUGCUUCGGCCUCGACCACCUCCUCCGGAGCUUGCACUUACUACACUCCUAUUGAGCCUCAACCCGAGGACUGCGGAAACCUGGGUUUCGCCACCAACACUGAGGGCAGCACCAUCCCCGGUGACAACACCGCCUACAGUGCCCAGGACUGCGGUAACCUGUGCGGCAAGACCCUCGGCUGUGUCUCUUUCUCCUUCAGCGACAACCCCCUCGUUGCCACUCCUUGCACACUGUACACUCUCUCCCGCGAGGAUCUUGGCUUCUACGGUUCUGAGAUCGCUGGUUGUCAGAUGUUCUACGACCUUGAGAACUGCUUCAGCUGUGGCCACGAGACUGCCUCGUCCACCACUGGUUCCAGCAGCACUGAGUCUGCUUCUCAGUCUACCACCGAGACUGUCUCUACCACGGCUACUGCUACCGCCACUUCCUCCACCGAGACCGUCUCUUCUUCCACUGAGACUGUGUCUUCCUCCACCGAGUCUGCUUCCUCUUCUACGGAAACUGCCUCCUCUUCUACCGAGACUGCUUCCUCGUCCACUGAGUCGGCUUCUUCUUCCACUGAGACCGCCUCGUCCUCGACUGAGUCUGCUUCUUCUACCGAGUCUGCCUCUACCACAGCUACUGCUACCGCCACCUCUUCCACCGAGUCUGCCUCGUCCUCCACCGAGACCGCCUCCAGCUCUACUGAGACUGCCUCUACCACCGGAACCACCACAGCCUCUACUGAGUCCACCAUUGGAACCACAACUGCUUCCUCGACUGAGUCUACCACUGGAACCACCACCGCUUCCUCAACUGAGUCCACUACUGCUUCUUCUACCGAGAGCACCACCGGAACCACCACUGCCUCUUCCACCGAGAGCACCACCGCUUCUUCCACCGAGUCCACCACCGCCUCUUCUACUGAGAGCACCACUGCUUCGUCUACCGAGUCUACCACUGCCUCGUCCACUGAGUCUACCACUGGAACCACCACCGCUUCCUCGACUGAGUCCACGACUGCUUCUUCCACCGAGAGCACCACUGGAACGACCACUGCCUCCUCGACCGAGUCUACCACUGCCUCUUCCACCGAGAGCACCACCGCCUCGUCCACCGAGUCCACCACCAUGUCGACCACCUUCUCCUCCUCCACCAUUGGCACCACCUCGACAACCGCUGCCCCCAGCACCACCACCUCGGAGGCCUGCACCUACUUCACCCCCAUCGUCCCCGCCCCCGAGGGCUGUGGUGUCCACGGCACUGUCGACUCUGGCUGCGACAAGCACUGGCUCGGCGUCGCCUUCGAGAUCGAGUCCCAGAAGAAGUGUGGUAUCGAGUGUCUUGCCAAGCCCGGCUGCAAGUCUUACAGCUUCGCCAGCUUUGGCAACAUGUGCCAGCUCUACGACGCUCCUCUCACCGCCCUCAAGUUCAAGUCCUGCAACUACGAGACUCCCAAGUACUACGACAUUGAGAAGUGCUACGGCUGUGCCCCUGAGCCUGCUACCACCACCACCGCCACUACCACUGCCCCUCCCAGCAGCACAUCUGCCGUCUGCCCCAAGUACACUGCCUCCUUCAGCCAGUGUGAGCGAGACUCCAACUGCGGAACCCGCGGCUACGUCAAGAACGGCGUCGUCAUUGGUAACGGCGACAACGACAGCCUCGGAGCCUGCGCCAAGACCUGUAUCGAGUCGAGCACGCAUUGCGAGUUCUUCAUGUUCACCAAGAAGCAGAACGGCAACGCUGCCAAGUGUAUCCUGUACUCUGGCGGCAAGGUCAAGGAGAACAACUACAUGGUCGACUUCUUUUACGAGCCCAAGUGCUUCAGCUGCAAGUGGCCCAAGAAGCCCAAGAAGAACAGUCGCUUCCCCGACUACUAA
Molecule: messenger RNA, 2133 nt
Organism: Fusarium vanettenii 77-13-4
Lineage: Eukaryota; Fungi; Ascomycota; Sordariomycetes; Hypocreales; Nectriaceae
Exons: 1
Coding region: 1-2133 (710 amino acids)
Source: RefSeq, a predicted model, not a curated record